UUUAUUCAGGACAAUCACAUAAAAACCUCAAAGUACAACAUCCUCACCUUCCUGCCCCUAAACUUGUUUGAGCAGCUGCAGAGAGUGGCCAAUGCUUACUUCAUAGUGCUGUUGAUACUGCAGCUUAUUCCAGCGAUAUCCUCCCUGUCCUGGUUCACGACCAUCGUGCCUUUGUUGUUGGUGCUGCUAAUCACAGCUGUGAAGGACGCCACAGACGACUACUUCCGACAUAAGAACGAUAAGCAAGUCAACAACCGUCAGUCUCAGGUUCUCAUAAGGGGAAGUUUGCAGAAUGAGAAAUGGAUGAACGUUCGAGUGGGGGACAUCAUCAAACUAGAGAAUAAUCAGUUUGUUGCCGCAGACAUCCUCCUCCUCUGUAGCAGUGAGCCCAAUGGACUGUGUUACAUUGAGACGGCAGAGCUAGAUGGAGAGACUAAUCUGAAAGUUCGUCAGGCCUUGACCGUCACCUCAGACUUGGGAGAUGUUUCAAAGCUGGUGGACUUUGAUGGAGAAGUUGUUUGUGAGCCACCGAACAACAAGCUGGAUAAAUUCAUCGGAACAUUAUGCUGGAGAGACAGUAAAUACCCUCUGGAUAAUGACAGGAUGCUGCUGCGAGGCUGUGUACUCAGAAACACUGAGUGCUGCUUUGGAAUGGUGAUAUUUGCUGGGCUGCAAACCAAACUGAUGCAGAACUGUGGAAUAACUAAAUUUAAGAGAACAAGUAUUGACAAACUCAUGAAUACUCUGGUUCUUUGGAUCUUUGCCUUCCUCAUUUGCAUGGGAGUUAUUUUGGCCAUUGGAAACACGAUUUGGGAGAGUCGUAUCGGCAGAAGGUUCCAGGUGUUCUUGCCUUGGACGGAGUUUCAGAGCAGCGCUGUUUUUUCUGGCUUCCUCACCUUCUGGUCCUACAUCAUCAACCUCAACACUGUUGUGCCCAUCUCACUGUAUGUCAGUGUGGAGGUCCUGCGGCUCGGUCACAGUUACUUCAUUAACUGGGACAAGAGAAUGUACCACGGUCCGACGAACACUGCAGCUGUAGCUCGCACCACCACCCUGAACGAGGAGCUGGGCCAGGUGCAGUUCAUCUUCUCCGACAAGACCGGCACCCUCACCCAAAACAUCAUGGUGUUCAGCAAGUGCUCCAUUAAUGGACAGACGUAUGGUGAUAUUUAUGAUGAAUUUGACCAAAAGAUGGAAAAUACAGAGGGAACAGCUUGUGUGGACUUUUCCUUCAACCCUCUAUGUGACCGAAGGUUUAAGUUUUACGACAGCAGCCUGGUGGACGCUGUAAAACUGGAGGAUCCUGCCAUGCAGGAGUUCUUUAGGCUGCUGGCUUUGUGCCACACGGUGAUGCCAGAGGAGAAGACCGAAGGACAUCUAGUGUACCAGGCUCAGUCACCGGAUGAGGCAGCUCUGGUCACCGCGGCACGGAACUUUGGGUUUGUCUUCCGGGCUCGAACCCCAGAGACCAUCACUCUGUGUGAGAUGGGGCAGGCCGUCGCCUACCAGCUGCUGGCCAUACUGGACUUCAACAACGUGCGCAAGAGAAUGAGUGUCAUUGUGAGAAAUCCACAAGGCCAAAUUAAACUUUACUCCAAAGGAGCCGACACUGUUAUCUUCGACCGCCUGGAUCCAUCCAGUGAAGACCUCAUGUACACAACCUCAGAGCAUCUCAGUGAAUUUGGCGGAGAAGGCCUCCGGACAUUAGCUCUGGCCUACAAAGACCUAGAUGAAAAGGAAUUUGAAGUUUGGAUGGAGAAGCUUCAGUUCGCCGGCACUGUGAUUGAGAACCGGGAGGAUCGGCUGGCGGUUCUCUACGAGGAGAUCGAGCAGGGCUUGAAGCUUCUAGGAGCCACAGCAAUAGAGGACAAGCUACAGGAAGGAGUCCCAGAAACGAUCACGUGUCUAAAUCUGGCCGACAUUAAGAUCUGGGUCCUCACAGGAGACAAACUAGAGACUGCUAUGAACAUCGGCUACUCCUGCAACAUGCUGCGAGACGACAUGAACGAGGUGUUUGUGAUGUCUGGCCACACUCUGCUGGAGGUGCAGCAGCAGCUCAGAAGUGCGAAGGAGCACAUCCUCGGCCUGAGUCGAGUUGGCAGUGCAGGAGACGUUGAGAAGUCGGACAUGUUUGCAGACUCUGUGUUCGAAGAAACCAUUAUAGCAGAGUACGCCUUAGUCAUCAAUGGACACAGUUUGGCUCAUGCUCUGGAGCCACAGCUGGAGCACGUCCUGUUGGACUUGGCCUGUUUGUGUAAAACCGUCAUCUGCUGCCGCGUGACUCCGAUGCAGAAAGCUCAGGUGGUGGAGCUGGUGAAGAGGCACAAGAGGGCCGUCACCCUGGCCAUAGGAGACGGAGCCAAUGACGUCAGCAUGAUCAAGACUGCUCACAUCGGUGUCGGCAUCAGUGGUCAGGAGGGGAUGCAGGCCGCUCUGGCAUCAGAUUACUCCUUCGCUCAGUUUCGGUACCUCCGGCGGCUCCUGCUGGUGCACGGACGCUGGUCCUACUUCCGCAUGUGUCACUUCCUGUGUUACUUCUUCUACAAGAACUUCGCCUUCACGCUGGUCCACUUCUGGUACGGUUUCUUCUGUGGUUUCUCAGCUCAGACUGUGUAUGACCAGUGGUUCAUAACCCUCUUCAAUAUAGUCUACACAUCUUUGCCAGUAUUGGCAAUGGGACUUUUUGAUCAGGACGUCAACGACCACAUCAGCCUGCGCCACCCGAGCCUGUACAGACCCGGCCAACAGAACCUCCUCUUCAACAAGCGUCAGUUCUUCCUGUGCACGCUGCAAGGGGUGUGCACGUCCUUCCUGCUUUUCUUUAUCCCCUACGGAGCCUUCUCUGUCAUGGUGAGAGAGGACGGCUCCCACUUUUCAGACCAACAAGCUUUUUCUGUCACUAUAGCAACAUCCUUGGUUAUAGUCGUGAGUGUUCAGAUUGGACUUGACACACACUACUGGACAGCUGUCAAUCACUUCUUCAUAUGGGGGAGUCUGACCCUGUACUUUGUCAUUUUAUUCGCGGUGCAAAGCAACGGCAUGUUCGGCAUCUUUCCCAGUCAUUUCCCAUUCGUAGGUACGGCCCGUAACUGUCUGUCAGAGAAGAGCGUAUGGUUGGUCAUUCUGCUAACCACUGUUGUGUGUGUGGUGCCGGGAUUAGUCGUCAGCUUCCUGAGAAUAGACCUCUUCCCAACUCCAACAGAUAAGGUUCGUCACCAACUACAGUCCAGAAAGAGGCAACGGCCUCAGGAGCAGAACCUGAGGCAAAGUCGCAGGACGAGCUCCCGUCGCUCUGCUUAUGCCUUCUCCCACCAGCAGGGUUACGGAGAGCUGAUCACCUCAGGCAAGAACAUGAGGACGAGCAGGGUGUCUACCGCUCGCUCCGCUCAAAGAACACAGCACAGCUCCAACUGGAUAGAAAAUGUGUUAAAGAGAAAGAACGAAGUCUCCUGCAUCUCUGAUGAGAGCACAGAAGCACCGGAGAAGAGCGACAGAACGUGACAGACUCUGUAGCAGCAUCAGCACAACACACUGAGCUCCACCGCCAAUGAACACUAUUUAAACUAUAGGAUACCAAAAACAAAUGGAUCCCACAGACCAAGCACAAGGUGUGAGUGAGUUUAUACUCAAAUCCAACAACUCACAGGUACCUCAUUUUGUAUCAAUGUGAGUCACGUGGACUCUUGAAAGUGAAAGGCCAAUUUAAACAAAUACGUUUCUAAACUGUAUCGAGCAAAACACAAUUAAUUUAUAUAAUCUGGUCUGACAACAGCAGCUUCAGAAUGAUUGAAGGCAAUGUGUUGUCAAUGUCAUCCUGCAUUAACUGAUCAUAUUUGAUUUUUAAGCAGUUGCGAGUUUUUUCUAUAUUAUAUCGAUGGCAUGUCUGUAAAGUCUGUAAAGCCAUAUGCGUUGAAACUUUCACCUCAACCUACAAAGACAGAGGUUUGUGUAAUUACUUGAAUAAAGCUGCUGAAUAUAGUGAUAAUCACAAAUUAGCUACGGAUUUAAAUCUCUGGUUACGUUUUACUGACUUCAUAUUUCGCCCUUUCAAACGCCAUUGAACAAACUAUGACCUCAAAUAUGGGAUUUAUAAAACUCACAGCAUUGUGGACAAGGACGUGGUAUAGAAUGAUUCUGAGAGCUGUAUUCUAUGUGCCAUGCCUUGUAUAUCUGACAU
Molecule: messenger RNA, 4177 nt
Organism: Pleuronectes platessa (European plaice)
Lineage: Eukaryota; Metazoa; Chordata; Actinopteri; Pleuronectiformes; Pleuronectidae
Gene: atp8b4
Product: ATPase phospholipid transporting 8B4
Exons: 25
Biological process (GO): phospholipid translocation; Golgi organization
Cellular component (GO): plasma membrane
Molecular function (GO): ATP binding; magnesium ion binding; ATP hydrolysis activity
Source: RefSeq, a predicted model, not a curated record